UACUUAGGAGUCUCGUUUAUUAUUAUAGUGUGCUACUUGAAUAGUCGAUUGUAUAAACCAAUAAUUUUUUUAAACAUAUAAAUAUGAAUGGAGACGUAGCCGGAAAAGAUUACAACCCUUUUGAGCAUAGGAAAGUGGAAAAGCCAAAUUCGGAUGCCAGAGCCCUCGCUAAUCUCCUCAAGGCCUCACUGGGGUCUGGCCUACUGGCCAUGCCCUUGGCAUUUGCCAAUGCUGGAUGGGUAGUUGGCAUCGUUGGCACGAUUAUUAUUGCUUUUAUUUGUGGUCACUGCGUUCACAUAUUUGUGGAUACUUCCCGCGGAUGCUGUAAGGCGGAACGAAAACCUCUCCUUAACUACGCCGAGACCUGCCGAGCUGCAUUUGCUAAUGGCCCUAAAAAUGUUAGACGCUAUGCUAAAGCUGCAAGUAUUUUUGCGGAGUUAUCUUUACUUUGCACAUACAUUGGUGUUUGCUGCAUAUUUACGGUACUUAUAGCGGAAAAUAUUAAACAGCUCUUAGACACAUACUAUCCCGUCGUAACUCUUUCAGUGCAAUAUUACUGCCUUAUUUUGCUAGUACCAUUGAGUAUUAUGACACAAAUUAGACAUCUCAAGUGGUUGGCACCCUUUUCCUUCAUAGCGAACGUGUUAUUGGUCCUUACAUUCGUAAUAUGUCUAUAUUACAUAUUCAAAGAUCCCAUAUCCAUCGAAGGUGUAAGCGCUAUGGGACAAAUAUCUAGAUUCCCUGCUUUUCUAUCAACAGUAAUCUUCGCAAUGGAAGGCAUCGGUGUGGUGAUGCCAGUGGAGAAUGUGAUGAAGAAGCCCGAGCAUUUCCUCGGAUGCCCAAGUGUCCUGGUAAUAGCAAUGAGCUUUAUCAUGGUGUUGUACACUAUUCUAGGCCUGUUUGGCUACUUCAGAUAUGGCGAUUCAGUGAUGGCCACUAUAACGCUCAAUUUACCUGUCGAUCAUUGGCCUGCGAUAUGUGCUAAAUCGUUCAUAGCAUUAUCGAUUUUCUUCACGUAUCCUCUUCACUUUUUCGUCGUGGUGGACAUUUUAACAAAAUACGUCAACCCACACGUCAAGAAACAAUACACGGACAUUACGCAGAUUUGCAUGAGAAUCUUUAUUGUUUGGUUUUGUGGUGCGAUCGGUAUAGCCCUGCCGAUGUUGGAACAGAUCAUCAACAUUGUCGGCGCUCUAUUUUACUCAAUCUUGGGCCUUAUCAUCCCGGGUAUUGUCGACACCAUUUUUCGAUGGUCUGACCUUGGAAAGUACCAAUGGAUCCUAUGGAAAAAUUGUCUAAUAGUGCUGUUUGGAUUCGUCUGUUUGAUUUCCGGAUGUGCUGUCACUAUAGGAGAUAUUAUACAGAAUUUGCGUGAGCAAAGUACGGAGUGACCAAUAACUGGGUUUUAUGAAAUAAUUAAAAUAAAUAAUAACGCAAUAAAUAUUAAUUUAAUAUGGCACAAAUUUUAAAAGUAAAGAAAAUAUUGAUAAAUUCAGGAUCGUAGCGUCAUGAAAAUUGGCAGCUGUAUGUAGUUCUGAUGACAAUACAAUAAUAUGGUACUGUCAAACUGAUCUGAUGAUGAAGCCGAAAGAUAUGAACUGGAACUUCAUGAUGGAACAUCGUAUCAUAGCUGUGUUUGGAUUUGUUAGAAAAGUCUUGUAAUGAACUUUGACCACGAUUAGGUUUCAAGGUCAGAUGAAGAAUCCGGAAGAUAGGCACUGGCAUCAUUCCAUGAUGGAAUAUCGUAUCAUAGUCGUGUUUGCACUUGUGAGAAAGGUCACGUAAUGGACUUUGAACACGAUCAGAUUUCAGGUUACAAACCUACUACUAGUAGAAAUUGGUAAUAGGAACUCUGUGAUAAAACAACGCAACCUAAUUGUGUUUGGGGUUUUUAGAAUUGUCUCGAUAAGUAUUAGUUGCCUGUGGAAAGAAAAGUACAGUCAGCGAAAAUAGCGUGUACCAAAAAUGAAAUUUUUGCCAAAUACUUAUUUCUUAGAGGCAGACUUCUUUUAAUUCUGAUGCACAUAUAAUACACAUGUUUCUGGCUAUAUACUAGGCGGUAAAAUUUAAAGUUAUAUCUG
Cydia strobilella is the source of this 2081-nucleotide messenger RNA. Its product is annotated as proton-coupled amino acid transporter-like protein pathetic. Gene Ontology annotation, molecular function: L-amino acid transmembrane transporter activity. The coding region runs from base 84 to 1391 and encodes 435 amino acids. Gene Ontology annotation, biological process: amino acid transmembrane transport. NCBI's taxonomy places the organism in Eukaryota, Metazoa, Arthropoda, Insecta, Lepidoptera, Tortricidae. The transcript is spliced from 9 exons. The record is from RefSeq and is a predicted model, not a curated record.